AUGAGGUCCGGUCUGCAAACUCCCGGCGCAAUCCCGCUGUUAGCGAUGCUCGUCGCAGCCUUGCUGUCGAUGACGCCUAUCGUUUGCGAGGCAUGGUCGAAACCCGGCCGCAUUCUCGACAGUCGUGGGUAUCAAGACGUUCUUGCCGAUGGUUCCGUGGUGUCGAGACCGGCGAUGGAGAUUUACCUUCCUGGUGACGACGGCACAUUACUCGAGUCGAAGAACGCCCCAGCCUCCCGCUUAGCACAACCUGUAUCAGUACAAAAAGAUGAAAUGCAGCAAAUUUCCAUCACUAGCCUAUCGAACAACGUCAAUGUGCUCCCUUUCCCGGAGAAAGAAGUGACAUGGUGGCAGCGGGUCUGCCGGCUGUCUUCUCUGGCUUCGGUCUCAUUCUCGAAUGCUUCAUCAUCCUCUCCAUCCUCCUCUUCAGCACCAUCCUCCGGCCAUGCUGAUCUUCCGAAGCAGCCUGGACCAGACCAAUCCUCUAGCAACAAAGUCUCCAUGGGUGCAAAGACACCCCAGUCAGCCACUGUCGAAAACUCGUCUUCUUCGCUCCACAACUCAAUUGUCGACUCCUCCAGCCCCAUUGAGCGAAACGGUAGUUUCCUCGCUGUUAUGGUCAGUCUUAUCGUUGCAAUAAUGUGGUUUUGA
Messenger RNA from Talaromyces rugulosus, 651 nucleotides. RefSeq lists its product as uncharacterized. The transcript has 2 exons. Bases 1 to 651 code for a protein of 216 amino acids. Lineage: Eukaryota; Fungi; Ascomycota; Eurotiomycetes; Eurotiales; Trichocomaceae. The record is from RefSeq and is a predicted model, not a curated record.